AUGAAGCUUGCACUGAUCUUACUCUUCCUGACCACAGCCUCGGCCCGCUGGCACGGCAAUCGCACGACCCUGGAUUCCAGUGGUCCGGAAAACAUCAUCGUCAAUGGGUACAACGCCUAUGAGGGCAAGGCUCCCUACGCGGUGGGUCUCCGCCUGAAUAAUGGAGCCGUAGGAGGUGGCUCCGUUAUCGGCAACACCUGGGUCUUGACCGCCGCCCAUUGUCUGACCACCGACUCCGUGGAGAUCAACUACGGCUCCAACCGAGGAUGGAACGGGCAGCUCAAGCACACCGUUGGCAAGGACAACUUCUUCCGGCCCUCGGGCUUCCCCAAUACUCCCGGAAACGACAUCGGACUGAUCCGCACCCCACACGUGAACUUCAACAACCUGAUCAACAAGGUAGUCCUGCCCAAGUUCAGCCAGAAGGGCGAGCGUUUCGAGAACUGGUGGUGUGUCGCCUGCGGCUGGGGAGGAAUGGCCAAUGGCCAGCUGGCCAACUGGCUACAGUGCAUGGACGUCCAGGUGAUCAGCAACUCAGAGUGCGAGAGAUCGUAUGGAAAAAACAAUGUCGCCAGCACAGUCAUGUGCACCCGCGCCACGGACGGGAAAUCGGUAUGCGGUGGAGAUUCCGGUGGAGCACUGGUCACUCAUGAUAAUCCCAUGCAGAUUGGUGUCAUUAUCUUUGCUUCAGCCGGAUGCAAGGCGGGUCCUUCGGGCUACACUCGGGUUACUGAUUUCUUGGACUGGAUCCGACAGAUAUCCGGAAUUGCUUAUUACUAAGAACCACUAUGUACUUGUUGUAUAUUCUUUUUU
Molecule: messenger RNA, 813 nt
Organism: Drosophila bipectinata
Lineage: Eukaryota; Metazoa; Arthropoda; Insecta; Diptera; Drosophilidae
Product: serine protease 1-like
Biological process (GO): proteolysis
Molecular function (GO): serine-type endopeptidase activity
Source: RefSeq, a predicted model, not a curated record